CAUGUAUUUUCAGCUGCACCUUCUAAAGGGGGAGACUCUGUCACCACCAGAGAGGCAACAGCUCCCAAACAUGACUACAGAUGACUAGACCCACAGAGGCCUGGGAGUCUCUGGAUUGAUAGUUUAGAAUAUGCUAAAAAGCCAGGGCUUUCCACGGAGAAUUGAAGGGGCAGCUGGUCAACACGACAGCGACCUGGAGCAAGGGAGUCAGAAGACAGUUGUAGCAAGCAAGACGGACCUUCCGAGGGGCUGACUUGGGUCGCUGAGGGCAGGCUCCUGCCACCCAAACUGUUGCAGCCCUGUGAUGGUGAGGUCCUCCACCCGGGGGAGCGAGUGGGGCUGUGCAAGGGGGCUGCCUGGUGAGUGAGAACUCCUGCAGGUCUGCCUGCCCCCUAAUCCCUGCUUAGGAACUGGAGGGUGUCAGAGCCCCCUGUGUGCUCUCCCUCAGCAAUAUGAGGACUCUGAACACCUCUACUAUGGAUGGGGCUGGGCUGGUGGUAGAGAGAGACUUCUCAUUCCGCAUCCUUACAGCCUGUUUCCUGUCUCUGCUCAUCCUGUCCACACUGCUGGGGAACACACUGGUCUGUGCCGCUGUCAUCAGGUUCCGACACCUGCGGUCCAAGGUGACCAACUUCUUUGUCAUCUCCUUGGCCGUGUCAGAUCUCUUGGUGGCCGUCUUGGUCAUGCCCUGGAAAGCGGUGGCGGAGAUCGCUGGCUUCUGGCCCUUUGGGUCCUUCUGUAACAUCUGGGUGGCCUUUGACAUCAUGUGCUCCACUGCGUCCAUCCUCAACCUCUGUGUGAUUAGCGUGGACAGGUAUUGGGCCAUCUCUAGUCCCUUCCGGUAUGAGAGGAAGAUGACCCCCAAGGCAGCCUUCAUUCUGAUCAGCGUGGCGUGGACCUUGUCUGUACUUAUCUCCUUCAUCCCAGUGCAGCUCAGCUGGCACAAGGCAAAACCCACAAGUUCCUCCGAUGGGAAUGCCACUUCCCUGGGUGAGACCAUGGACAACUGUGAUUCCAGCUUAAGCAGGACAUAUGCCAUUUCAUCCUCCCUAAUAAGCUUUUAUAUCCCCGUGGCCAUCAUGAUUGUCACCUACACCAGGAUCUAUAGGAUCGCCCAGAAACAAAUACGGCGCAUUUCGGCCUUAGAGAGGGCAGCAGUCCAUGCCAAGAAUUGCCAGACCACUACAGGUAAUGGAAACCCUGUGGAGUGUUCUCAACCAGAAAGCUCCUUUAAGAUGUCCUUCAAGAGAGAGACUAAAGUUCUGAAGACUCUGUCUGUGAUCAUGGGGGUAUUUGUGUGCUGCUGGCUUCCUUUCUUCAUCUUGAACUGCAUGGUGCCCUUCUGUGGGUCUGGGGAGACCAAGCCCUUCUGCAUUGAUUCCAUCACCUUUGAUGUGUUUGUGUGGUUUGGGUGGGCUAAUUCCUCCUUGAACCCCAUCAUUUAUGCCUUUAAUGCUGAUUUUCGGAAGGCAUUUUCAACCCUCUUAGGAUGCUACAGACUUUGCCCUACAACGAAUAAUGCCAUAGAGACGGUUAGCAUCAAUAACAAUGGGGCCGUGGUGUUUUCCAGCCAUCAUGAGCCUCGAGGCUCCAUUUCCAAGGACUGCAAUCUGGUUUAUCUGAUCCCACAUGCAGUGGGCUCCUCCGAGGACCUCAAGAAGGAGGAGGCAGGUGGAAUGGCCAGACCCUUGGAGAAGCUGUCCCCGGCCUUGUCUGUCAUAUUGGACUAUGAUACUGAUGUCUCUCUAGAGAAGAUCCAGCCCGUCACACAAAAUGGACAGCAUCCAACCUGAACCCUGAGAUGAAUCCAGGAUGAAGCCAGACAGGCUUAUCCCAAAAGCUGGAGGAGAUUUUCAGUGGCUUGCUGUUAAGAAACUAAGGUGUGGUGAGACUCAGAUGUCAGGCAAGCCCUCCUCUCUCUCUGCUGCUUCCCCUCAGCUACUCCCUUCAACAACUAACUAUAUUUUAAAAUCCAUUCCAGUGUGUUUUCUGUGUUGUUCAUAGUGAAUCAAAGAGACAUAUGCGAAGUGAACGUUCACAGGGACGUGUCUUAGGCUCCAAAAUUAUUUUUAGAAACCGAUUCUUAUCUUAGGACUCAAAAAAUAGGGCACAGAAUCAACAAUGAACAGCAUCGCUUAAAAAAUAAAUCCUUUCCAGGAAGGAAAUGAGAAGGGUUGAGUUUGCUGUGUACAAACAGGUGCUAACACUGGCCCAAGCAGACUUUUCAGAUUGUAAAGGUAGGUGCAUGCCUUCAUAAAUUAUUUCUAAAACAUAAUUGAGCCUUACAGUAGGAGUGAUAUUUUUUUCAGACUUGAGAGAUGCUUUGUUGUAAUUGGUUUUAUUUAUUUAUUUAUUGUAUUAUAUGGAUAUUUUUAAUUUAUUAAAUAAAUCUAUAUUUAUCAGAUGUCAUAAGAUAAGCUAAUGAGUUAUCUGAGACCUUACAGUCACAUUUCGUCCACUUAAAACUAGCACUUUAUUGGCCAAUGAAACAAACACACAAACUCUCUGAGAUUCUAAAUGCUCAUGUAUAACUUCCAGAAACACAGCAAGACUGACAGCAAAUUCAUUGGCAUAAAUAAAUACAAGAUGAGAAUUGACAAAUGCUGUGAAUGGAUUUUUUUUCUAGAAAAUGUUUGAAAAACUUAAAAAGGCGUAGCUACUAUUGUGUCCAAAUUUUUUUAAUGACAAAGACUUUCCCAGGAGAGUGAUUUGCAGUUCUGUAAAUAUCUUAAAUAAAAGCUAGCUUGAGAAGGACCCAACUUGCAAUUUAUGACCUUAGGUGGUAAUAAAAAGUAUGUGCCACUUUGUAUUUAUGUAAAAUAAUUGGCCCUCUGUGUCUUUUCUCAUUUCAGUGUCAGGUAGUUUUUCUGAACCAAACAAAUGGCUGUCCUGGUUAGACACAUGUAGUGUAUUGAAGAUAGUAUGUUUCCUUAACUCUUGCGUUACAGUCUCACCAGUGGACAAAGGUCAAAUCCUGCAUCACCAUCUUACCAGAUCAAAUCCCACCACUCAUUGGGACUACUUUUUUGUAGUGCUUUAAUCUGAAUUUAGAACUGUUUUUUUUUUUAAGUCUAAAUGUUAAUAGUAUACUAACUAACGAAUAGUGCCUCAUUAUCAUCCUCCAGUUAGAUACUUCUCUUGGUGGAAGAAACAGGAGACCCCUUCUCUUUGGGUGUGUUAAGUGCCCCAAAGCCAUCAGUAUCUUUUGACAAAUGCUAGCUCCUUCUCUAUGCUUUGGAAUCAAGUUCCUAGCUCAUCAUCUCAACUGUAUAAAGUAUCAUGAGUCUCUCCUGCCAGAUACUCAUUCAUGUGGGGCAUUUCAAGAGAAUUUCUUUGAAAUGUUUACAGAAUAUUCUUGCUGAUAAGCAAUUUACUUAGCAUUUAGAUGAAAUGGGUAACAAGAAGGAAAUCCACUGAAAAUUAUCUCCUGCAUCAGGU
Molecule: messenger RNA, 3438 nt
Organism: Nyctereutes procyonoides (raccoon dog)
Lineage: Eukaryota; Metazoa; Chordata; Mammalia; Carnivora; Canidae
Gene: DRD1
Product: dopamine receptor D1
Exons: 1
Coding region: 453-1793 (446 amino acids)
Biological process (GO): adenylate cyclase-activating adrenergic receptor signaling pathway; vasodilation; G protein-coupled dopamine receptor signaling pathway
Cellular component (GO): plasma membrane
Molecular function (GO): dopamine neurotransmitter receptor activity, coupled via Gs; G protein-coupled receptor activity
Source: RefSeq, a predicted model, not a curated record